This is a messenger RNA of Crotalus tigris (Tiger rattlesnake), 1524 nucleotides long. It is a transcript of the gene FUT2, whose product is annotated as fucosyltransferase 2. The transcript is spliced from 2 exons. Gene Ontology annotation, cellular component: membrane. Gene Ontology annotation, biological process: carbohydrate metabolic process. The coding region runs from base 113 to 1225 and encodes 370 amino acids. Gene Ontology annotation, molecular function: galactoside 2-alpha-L-fucosyltransferase activity. The record is from RefSeq and is a predicted model, not a curated record. Lineage: Eukaryota; Metazoa; Chordata; Lepidosauria; Squamata; Viperidae.
AGCAAAUUUAAUAAACGGGACAAAGAAUACUGAGGAUUCACUCAGACCCACAAAGCUUAUGAUAAAUAUAUCUUGAGAAAUUUGAAGCUGAUGGUCACGAAUAUAUGAAACCAUGGUAGGAAAAUGCUGGAGAAAAAGGAAUCUCUCUUUUGUUACAAUUAAAGGUAUAUCCAGCCAAUCCUCCAUAUUAUAUUUCCUCUACAUUUUGGGGAUCCUUUCUUUGUCCAUGGUUUUUCAUCUACCUAAGAAGAUCUCUUACUACUACACAUCCACUGGAACCAUAUUCAAUUCUUCCUUGGUAAAAGAAUUUCAAUUCCAGCACACCACGCCUAACUAUAUCUUGUCCACUGAGGCUAUAGAUGCUGGUAUCUGGACAGUGAACUCCAUUGGGCGUCUUGGGAACCAGAUGGGACAAUAUGCCACCCUUUAUGCCUUAGCUAAGAUCAAUGGGUUUCAAGCCUACAUCCAUCCAGAAAUGCAUUCAGCUUUAUCACCAAUCUUCAAAAUCACUUUGCCUGUGAUCUCUGCUGAGGUGUUUAGGAAGAUCCAGUGGAAGAAAGUUUAUUUGCAUGAUUGGAUGUCAGAGGACUAUCGUCACAUCGAAGGAAAAUAUGUCGAAUUGGGGGGCUACCCUUGUUCUUACACCUUUUAUCACCACCUCCGCCAGGAAAUUCUAAAGGAGUUCACUUUCCAUGACCACAUCAAGAAAGAGGCCAAUGACUACCUCCAAAUCUUGCGGGCAGAACGCCAUAAUGUGACGUAUGUUGGAGUGCAUGUCCGAAGAGGGGAUUAUGUGAGGGUAAUGCCCGAAACCUGGAAAGGUGUGGUGGCUGACAAAGGUUACUUGAAGAAAGCCAUGGACUACUUUAGAAAGAAAUACCUCAACCCCAUCUUUGUGGUCACCAGCAAUGGGAUGGAGUGGUGCAGGAAGAACAUUGAUACUUCCAGGGGGGAUGUUUAUUUUGCUGGGGAUGGGAAGGAAAACUAUCCAGGAAAGGACUUUGCUCUCCUUGCUCAUUGCAACCACACAAUCAUGACCAUUGGGACUUUUGGCAUCUGGGCUGCCUAUCUAGUAGGUGGGGAGGCUGUUUAUUUGGCCAAUUAUACCCUCCCAAACUCUCCAUUUCUCAAUGUCUUUAAGCCCUCUGCAGCCUUCUUACCUGAGUGGAUUGGAAUCCCAGCUGAUCUUUCUCCGUUGCUGCCUAAAUCAACUGUACAACCCUAAAAUCCAUAAGAAUCUCCCCUCUCAUAAGUUUGGGUAGAGCAGGCAUGCUCCAUGUCCUUUUCUGGAAUAUUGUCAUCUAAGAGGCUCUAGGAAGCUGCUUUUCCAUGGUGGUCCCUACCCUAUAUAACAACAACAACAACAACAAUAAUAAUACAUCUAACAAUGAAUCCUUAUCUUUCCAGAUGAUGAUGAUGAUGAUGAUGAUGAUGAUGAAAGGGACCGUGGAGGUCUUCUAGUCCAACCUCCUGCUCAGGCAGGAAACCCUAUACCAUUUCAGACAAAUGAUUGUCCAGUCUCUU